Hansenula anomala is the source of this 963-nucleotide messenger RNA. RefSeq names its product arginase (gene CAR1). Gene Ontology annotation, cellular component: cytosol; nucleus; cytoplasm. Lineage: Eukaryota; Fungi; Ascomycota; Saccharomycetes; Phaffomycetales; Wickerhamomycetaceae. Gene Ontology annotation, molecular function: manganese ion binding; arginase activity. The coding region runs from base 1 to 963 and encodes 320 amino acids. The record is from RefSeq and is a predicted model, not a curated record. The transcript has 2 exons.
AUGCCUUUAGAACAACCUCACUACGAUCAUUUCCCAAAGAAAGAAGCCACUAUAAUAUUGGCCCCAUUCUCAGGUGGCCAAGGUAAAUCAGGUGUUGAAGAUGGUCCAAAAUAUUUAUUAAGAGCCGGUAUAAAAGAACAAAUUGAACAAUUGGGUUGGUCAAUUUCUACAAGUGAACCAUUAAAAAAUUCAAAUUUUGAAGAACGUAAAAAAGAUUCAUCAGAUGUUUAUGAAAAUUGUAAAAGACCAAAAAUCGUCGGAGAAGCUUGUGAACAAAUUUAUAAAAGUGUUAAAGAAGCGGCUUUUAAUAAUACUUUACCAAUCACUUUAGGUGGUGAUCAUUCAAUUGCAAUGGGGACCGUUGCUGGUACUUUUGCUAAAUAUCCUGAUGCUGGGUUGUUAUGGAUCGAUGCUCAUGCUGAUAUAAACACUCCAUUAACAACAGAUUCAGGUAAUUUACAUGGUUGUCCUGUUGCAUUUUUAAUGGGAUUAGAUUCUCAUUCUUAUCCUCCUGAAUUACAAUGGGUUCCAAAAGUGUUGAGUUCUAAAAAAAUUGCAUAUAUCGGAUUAAGAGAUGUUGAUGAAGGUGAAAAAAAAAUAUUAAAAGAUAAUGGAAUCACAGCUUUUUCAAUGUAUCAUAUUGAUAGAUAUGGUAUUAAUCAAGUUGUGGAAAUGGCUUUAAAAGCUAUUGAUCCAACUGGUAAAUGUCCAAUCCAUUUAUCUUAUGAUGUCGAUGCUAUCGAUCCAUUAUUUGUUCCUGCUACAGGUACACCAGUUAGGGGUGGGUUAACUUUAAGAGAAGGUUUAUUUGUUGCUGAAAGAGUUGCAGAAACUGGUCAAUUGAUUGCAUUAGAUGUUGUUGAAUGUAAUCCUUCUUUAGGUGUUAAUGAAACCCAUGUUGUGGAUACAAUCACUGCUGGUUGUGCAGUGGCAAGAUGUGCUUUAGGUGAGACUAUAUUAUGA